UUCCGACUUGCAUAAUAACUGCGGCGGCGCUAUUUAAAAAGCGUCAGAGAGGAGGUGCCUGGCCACGCCCCUCUCUUCCAGUUCCGCUCCCUUGGAUGAGCUGCGAGGAGGGGGGCGGAGCCUUAGGCCUGAGCCAAGAUGGCGACUGCGAAGCCAACCCCCACGGACUCGCUCUCGUUCUGCCUCGCGCAGCUCACGGCGGCGGCCGGGGAGGGUCUAGGUGGGGGAAAGGACACAGCUACCAACGAGACACCCUUGGGCCGUGCACUCCUAGCCCUCCGCACGCGCCACGUCAAGGCAGCGGGGGGAAUCGAGCGCUUCCGGGCACGCGGCGGGCUCCGCCCCCUCCUUGCUACGGAAGGGGCGUGCCGGGCUGAAGUGCGCAGACUCGGGGGCAUUCUCCCAUUGGUGACCAUUCUUCAGUGUGUGAAGACAGACAGCAUCCAGAACCGAACAGCCCGUGCUCUGGGGAACUUAGCCAUGGAACCUGAGAGCUGUGGGGACAUCCACUCUGCUGGUGCUGUCCCCCUGCUCGUUGAGAGCCUGACGGCCUGCCAGGAUUCACAGUGCCGGCAGAGUGUGGUUCGUGCCCUUCGCAACCUGGCAGAUUCACCCCAGCACCGCCUGGCCCUAGCGCAGCAGGGAGCGGUGCGCCCACUGGCUGAGCUUCUGGCCGCUGCCCCAGACCCUGCACUUACCUUGGCCUUAGUCCGUGCCCUCCUGGAGCUGAGUCGAGGCUGCUCCCGGGCCUGUGCUGAGCAGCUAAGUCUGGGUGGGGGACUUGGCCCACUGGUCGGCCUGGCCUCCCACCCCAAAAGAGCAGUGCGUGAGGCAACUAUCCUGAUCCUUGCCAACCUGUGUGCCCAGGGCCUGGUGCGGCCUGCUCUGGGCAAUGCUGGUGGCGUGGAGGUGCUACUAGGUGAGCUUCGGCGGCGUCGGGGCCCCAGCGGGGCCAGCCCCGCCUCCCAGCAGCCCCUGGUGCGGGCUGUGUGUCUGCUGUGCCGGGAGGCCAUCAACCGGGCCCGACUGCGGGAUGCUGGUGGUCUGGAGCUGCUGAUGGGCCUGCUGCGGGAUCCUCGCGCCAGCACCUGGCACCCUCGUGUUGUGGCCGCCCUUGUGGGUUUCCUCUAUGAUACUGGGGCCCUGGGCCGGCUGCAGGCUCUGGGACUUGUACCUCUCCUGGCUGGGCAGCUGUGUGGUGAGGCUGGUGAUGAGGAAGAAGAGGGAAGAGAAGCUGCUUCCUGGGACUUUCCUGAGGAGCGGACCCCUGAGAGAGCAGAGGCUGGAAGCUUCCGAAGCCUCAGCUGGCCGGCCGUGAGGACCCGGCCUGCUCGUCGCAGCCAGCACCAGCACCAGCACCGGGAGCUGGGUGAAAUGCUGCUGCAGAACCUGACCGUGCAGGCUGAAUCGCCCUUUGGAGUGGGUGCCCUCACUCACCUGCUGCUCUCUGGGAGUCCCGAGGACCGUGUAGCCUGCGCACUGACCCUGCCCUUCAUCUGUCGGAAGCCUUCUCUGUGGCGCCGGCUACUUCUGGACCAGGGCGGCCUCCGUCUCCUCCUCUCGGCACUCACUCGGCCAGCUCCGCAUCCGCUCUUCCUCUUCUUUGCUGCGGACUCCCUGUCCUGCCUCCAAGGCCUGGUGUCUCCCACCGUGAGCCCAGCCCUCCUACCUGCAAUUCCCUUGGACCUAGACCCACCCUCCCCUUGCCUCUAUGAACCUCUGCUGGGCCCAGCCCCUGUCCCAGCCCCUGACCUCCACUUCCUACUGGACUCAGGCCUCCGGCUCCCUGCCCAGCGAGCCACCUCUGCCACCGCCUCCCCCUUUUUCCGGGCCCUGCUAGCUGGCAGCUUUGCCGAAGCUGAGAUGGAUUUAGUGCCACUUCGAGGCCUGUCACCCAGUGCAGCCUGGCCCAUCCUGCAUCACUUGCAUGGCUGCCGGGGCUGUGGGGCUGCCCUGGGGCCUGUUCCUCCGCCAGGCCAGCCCCUGCUGGGCUCAGAGGCUGAGGAGGCCCUGGAGGCUGCUGGCCGUUUCCUGCUGCCUGGGCUGGAGGAGGAGCUGGAAGAAGCCGUGGGCCGCAUCCACCUGGGACCUCAGGGUGGCCCAGAGUCCGUGGGUGAGGUAUUCCGCCUGGGCCGGCCCCGGCUGGCUGCCCACUGUGCUCGCUGGACACUGGGGCCAGGGCAGUGCCCACGGAAGCGAGCCCUGGCCCUAGUGGGGCUUGUGGAGGCAGCAGGCGAAGAGGCAGGGCCCCUGACCGAGGCUUUACUGGCUGUGGUGAUGGGGUUAGAACUGGAGGGCAAGGGUCCUAGCCUAGACUGUUGAUGUCCCCUGGGAGGAGACCCGAGGAUGAGUUGGCUAUGAAGGAGGUCCCCCUCAGAGUGGCACAGGAGGAGGCUGAGCAGAAGGAGUCACCGGUAAGGACCUGUGAGAGGAUGGACCUCAACCCUGGUUGAUGGUCUGAAGACUCAGGAGUGAGAAGCUAAGGCCAGGGGCUGGGCAUGGGGCCCACAAGAUGAAGAACAGCCCAGAGCCCCAGACACCUGGCCUGGCCCGGCUUUCUGGAGUUGGAAUUAAAAACUUUGGAGAUGGGCU
This is a messenger RNA of Vicugna pacos (alpaca), 2592 nucleotides long. The record is from RefSeq and is a predicted model, not a curated record. NCBI's taxonomy places the organism in Eukaryota, Metazoa, Chordata, Mammalia, Artiodactyla, Camelidae.